CCUUGGCGAUGUGAUGUUUUAGCGAAGGUAACGGUUAUCCGAGCAGACGCGGCGUGAAGCUGGAGGCAAACAGAAGCAGUUUUUAAAAAAGAAAUGGCUUCCUGUUUGGUCCCGGAGUUCCCCGCCGUCUUGGUGGCCCUCGAGCACCUGGAGGAGCUGAACCGGCAGCUGAGGGAGGACGGGGAAGCCAGCAUCCUGCUGUCGGACAUCGCCGCCGCGGUCUCCCAGCUAGAGGCGGACAGGCGCGCGGCUCACGAGCAUUUGGAGGUGGAGACUAUCGAAAACGGGAAGCUGAGGCACCAGGCUGUCUCCAGCGUGAUCCCAGCCUGCAGAUGGCAGUAGGGAGCAGCCCUCUCUGUGCCGUGACCUUGCCUCGCUGCUGGAGGGUCAGCCUGCCACCUCCUCUGUGUUUUCCCUGAAGACACUCACGUGCUGGAGGAGACACCCUCUCUGUCCCUUCAGUCUGGGCCAGGUCAAACACGGCUUUGAAGAAGUUCAUUAAAACCUGGAAUUCGGAGGACAUUAUCAGAUCACGCUUUUUAAGGAGCAGUGUGUCCGAUGGGUGGAGGGGCCACCAGGCUGUACAGCACCCUGACUCAGAGCCUGGGCAGCAACAGCUCCCCCCGCCCUUACCUGGACCCCCACCAUUUGGACGUCACAAACCUGGAUCCAGAUUUCCAUCAGCAGCAGAACGGCUCCUCCGUCCGUCCUCCCGAUCCAGAGGAGCUGCUGCGUCAGUGCGAGGAGGCGCUCAGGGACCGGCCCCCUCGCCUCCACAGGCAGUUCGUUCACCUCAAUAAUGACAACGGCGCCCCCAACAGCCCCGUCAGGGUGAUGCAGUGGAACAUCCUGGCACAAGCUCUGGGAGAAGGCGUGGAUAACUUCGUCCGGUGUCCCCUGGACGCCCUCUGCUGGUCCCAGAGAAAAUGUCUCCUCCUGGAGGAGAUCCUCACCUACCGACCUCACAUCCUGUGUCUGCAGGAAGUCGACCACUACUACGACACCUUUGAACCCGUCCUGGCAGGUUUGGGGUACAGCGGUCACUUCUGCCCCAAGCCCUACUCCCCGUGUCUGGAUGUGGAGGGCAACAACGGCCCCGACGGCUGCGCGCUCUUUUAUGACCGCUCCAGAUUUGAGCUGCUGGACAGCACGAGCACGCGGCUCUACGCCAUCAUGAUCCCCACUAACCAGGUUGCUGUAGUGACCACUCUGCGUUGCCGCAUCACGGGAAACUUCGUGUGUGUCGCCGUGACGCACCUGAAGGCUCGUUCCGGGUGGGAGUGGCUUCGCAGCGCUCAAGGAUCCGACCUCCUUUGGCAGCUCCAGAAUCUGACCAACAAGCUCUCCGCCGGGCUCGGCGACGACAACAUACCUCUGCUCAUCUGCGGAGACUUCAACGCCGUCCCAACGGAGGACGUCUACCGCCACUUCGCCGUUUCUCCUCUCGGUUUGGACUCCGCCUACAAAAAACUCAGCCAAGACGGCUCAACAGAACCAAAGUACACAUCCUGGAAGAUCCGGGCCACGGGGGAAUGCUGCUCCACUCUGGACUACAUCUGGUACACAAAAGACACCCUGAGAGUGAACGCGGUUCUGGACAUGCCCACCGAGGAGCAGAUCGGACCGGACCGGCUUCCAUCCUACAGCUACCCAUCCGACCACCUCUCUCUGGUUUGUGACUUUACAUUUAGGGAGAAGGAAUGAAGGAGGACAUCCAUGGAGCGCUGAUGCUGGGAAGUCGAGGUCCCCUCACUCCACGAGGAGGAGGGCGAGCAAGUGAAACUGGGAAAGAAAGAAGGCCGGAAAACUGGAGUGGGAAGUUCAGGAAACGACAGAGUCUGACUGCCAGGUUUGCGGAUAGACAAACGCGGACAGUCGAUCUCUUUAGACUCUGAAGGCUUUUGCACGCCAGGUCACUGCUUUGCGCCACCAUCUGGACUAAAACUGAAGUACUUUGAUUUUUACGAUUGUGCUGGAAAAGGAAAACCUUUGAGAAACUUUUGCUGUACAGUAGAGAAAAUAAACGAUUUUGCUUGACAUUCAA
Molecule: messenger RNA, 2044 nt
Organism: Oryzias melastigma (Indian medaka)
Lineage: Eukaryota; Metazoa; Chordata; Actinopteri; Beloniformes; Adrianichthyidae
Product: nocturnin
Exons: 6
Coding region: 559-1704 (381 amino acids)
Biological process (GO): circadian rhythm
Molecular function (GO): poly(A)-specific ribonuclease activity
Source: RefSeq, a predicted model, not a curated record